Messenger RNA from Plasmodium vivax (malaria parasite P. vivax), 3237 nucleotides. RefSeq lists its product as hypothetical. The record is from RefSeq and is a predicted model, not a curated record. The annotation marks the transcript as partial. The transcript has a single exon. Gene Ontology annotation, molecular function: zinc ion binding. Lineage: Eukaryota; Apicomplexa; Aconoidasida; Haemosporida; Plasmodiidae.
CAUGCUGGCAACGCUGAAAGAUGCCGUGAUGUGUGUGAUACGAGUGGAAGAGCCCCUAACGCGGAUAACACUCCAAGUGGCAGGCAUAACGAAGAUAAUGGUGACAGAAAUUACAGUAAAGAGGAGAAAACUACGUACGUGUUCUGCAACAUUUGCGCUGAUAUUAUGGAAAAAUCCAUCUUUCAGGAUCAUUUGUACGCACACACGCUGGAAUCUCCAGAAAAAAAUGAACAAAGUUGCGCAUAUGAAAUGCAAAAGAACCCAAAUAAUGGCCCAUUCGACACAAGGAAUAAGAGUUCCUAUACUAAUUUCAGCUCAGACAGAAACAAGCAAAACAGAUGUGCACUAAAACGUACCUUCAAUGACACCAACUGUGCUUUUAACAACUCUGAAAUAAUUUUAACUGAUAAUAAUGACCAUCAUGCGGAGGAACAUAAAAUUUUUGACAUGCUUUAUAAUUACAAUUCCAGUCUUGACCGUUUUAGAAACAACCCAGCGGUUAUCAACAAAAGGAACAAUAACAAUAACAAUAGCAAUAGCAGCGUAAUUUGCAUUUCCGAAAAAAGGAACCACAUGGUAGAUGGCAAAAGUAACAAUUCCAUAAGUAACUUAUGCAAAGGUGUAAGUGCGCAAAAUAUAAUAGAAAUUGUGAGCCCAGGGGAAAAUGAAGCAGAAGACAUCUUAUCACUCAGCAGCAACGUCGAACAUGUAAACAGAAAUGUAACAAGAAAUGGAGGAGAGGCAAGCUUGCCCAAUAAAUUAGAAGCCAACAGAACUGCUGUUGAUAAUUACCUUUCUGCUAUGAGAGAAUCCCUUUCUGCCAUUCUUCCUGACCCGAACGCAUCCUCAUUGGAAAAUAGCCCCACGAGGAACAACACAGAGAGUUAUAAAAACGAGGAACAUCCUAGCCGUAUUAUUAACGACAUACUUUCCAUGAUAAGCGCAAUACAGGCUAACGUAAAAAGGGCUGCAGAAAAGUCCCAAAACAGGGUUAAUAUUAACAGCGCGAGGGUAGAUGUAGACAAUUUUGUGACUAAAAGCAUGAGUUGCAUACUCAGGGAUAUAAAUGACAUAAAGGGAACAAAUAGGAGUGGAAAAAAUGAUGACUCUGCCGAUGCUGUGUUAAAUAAAAAAUUGAAGAAAAUACACCAAAGUUUAGAUGAUGUGAAUAAAAGAAUUAACGCCGCAAUAGAAAAUAAUCGCACCGGUGACAGGAACAGCGUUGCUAGCACCAUCAGCGGGGGCAUUCUUAACAGAACCAGCAUCACUAUUGUUAACAGCACUGACGGAGGCAACGGGAGCGAGAGGCCCAGCGCAAGCGUCAGUCAUACGAGCAACGGAAACGUUAUCCACAUGAACAGCGGCACCAGCAAUAGUGGGAACGUUCAUAUCAGUAGAAGCAACAGCUACCGAGAUGGCAACUCAAAUGGCGAACCCGCCAAUCGUGGAAGACAAAACAGUUUUUACAGCACAGGUGCACCAGGAACUCAUGAAUUCAGUGGCAGAAACGGAAGCUCUUUUUUUCAUAACCAGAAUGUAUUUUCACAUGAAAGCUUUUUUACAGGCAUACCAGCCGACUCACCACACACGCAUUUCUCCCACUCGUGUGCCAAUCCGUAUAACCAAAUAGUACGUACAGAAGCUGGAAGCAUUAAUGAUGUAAAUUACUUAUAUUCCAAUUUGGUAGACAGAUAUCCAUGUAUUUGUGAAAAUUCGGGGUUUUCCCAUUUUGACAAUAGCUCUAAUAAUAUUUGGCCCUUAAGGAGAGUAACAAACAGCAACAUGUUUAAAACUUCUAAUGACUCACCAAAUUCUAGGCGCAUUAAAGAGGCGAAUAACAUGAACGUGAAUGCUAACAUGUUUAAUUACCGAAACGAUGGGGGUAACAAUGCCCACAAUAACAUUUCGCCCAUAAACAAUGGAAGAAAUACGAGCAAUUCUAUGAAUGGAACCAUGGGGUAUAAUUUAAUUAAUAAUGGUGCAGGGGUGUAUCCUGCCGACCCUCCCUCCAGCAAUCCAUUUCUCUUCAUGACAAAUAGACACAACAGAAACAUCAGGAGCGAUGUUAGAACGAAUCAAGUCGUUAACACCAUUACGAACAAUUACAGCUUUAUCAGCACUAGUAGAAAUAGCGUAAGUAGCAGAAGCGCCAACCAGGGCCCUGGCAGAAUCCACAACGGGAAUAGCGCCAUUGGAACCACAUCUAUCAUUAACAUAAAUAACUUCAAUUGUGUUACCACGAAUAGUAAUUAUAGCAAUAACAGAAGUGCUGCUAUGGGAGGCGCUAUCGGUGCUCCUAUUGUUCCUCCUGUUGUUGUCCCUCCUGUUGUUGUCCCUCCUGUUGUCCCGUCGGUUGCCCCUCCCGUCGGUGCUGCACACGCUGCCGUUAAUGCCGCUGUAAUGGCUGCAAGGGGAUUAGCGAGACCCCCUGGCCCGCGUGCGGGUGGAAGGGCAGGAACAAUUGCGGGGGGGCCCGCUGGGCAAGGCGUGGCCCCCGUUCUCGGUCCAUCUACGAGCACGUGCUCGUCCAGGGUUAGCACUACAACUGUGAGAGCGAGCACUGAAGGGAAUUUAGACCCCGUUUUCAGCUUUUACGUUCUUCCGCCAGGCCGGACCGGCCGCGGCAGAGGGACACACCAUAACGGGAGAGGAACAAACCAUAACGGGAGAGGAACAAACCAUAACGGCGGCGGCGCAAACAAUAACGGCAACGGCAACGGCAACGGCAACGGCAACAAUAAUAUCACGACGAGCAACACCCGCAACGUUCAUAAUGGCUCCGCGACGUCCGGCUCCCUAAGCGAAAGCGCAGCUGACGAGGUCACCAUGAGCGGCGACCCACAAAGAGCAGCAGACAACCCGUUUGGCGCAAAUUUAAGGAGAGAACAAACGUUAACUCGAAGCAACGAAAGGAUCAAUAGAAUUGUAAACAGGAUCACACGAGGAGUGGCCAAUGCGUCUAGCACCGCGAGAGAACAACCUGGAAGCGGAAAUAAAAAAGUAGGCACGCGCGCAAAGUUAAAGGAAAAUAAUGAUUACCUCAUUGUGCACUUUGACAUAAAAAAAAACGAAAACAACAACUUAAAAAUAUGUUCCAUUUGUUACGAAAAUUACCAACACAACGAAUCUCUCAUCUUCUUGCCCUGUACACACAAUUUCCACAAAGCCUGUAUAAUUGAGUGGAUAAAUAAGAAGUCUACUUGUCCCAUUUGCAAAAUUAACAUUAAAAAUUUUUAA